Molecule: messenger RNA, 1893 nt
Organism: Gossypium raimondii (Peruvian cotton)
Lineage: Eukaryota; Viridiplantae; Streptophyta; Magnoliopsida; Malvales; Malvaceae
Product: pentatricopeptide repeat-containing protein At2g29760, chloroplastic
Exons: 1
Coding region: 35-1828 (597 amino acids)
Biological process (GO): RNA modification
Molecular function (GO): protein binding; RNA binding
Source: RefSeq, a predicted model, not a curated record
UCCAAAUAUUCUGCUACUUGAACCUCCGCUGUUCAUGAAACUUGCAAGGCCCAUUUCGCGACGUUUCACCAGCUUCUCAUCCCGUUUAAAACCAGAUCGAGUAACCAAGAAUCCCCUGUCUAUCACCGUCGCUAAAGAGCUUCACGCGUAUUUAAUCAAGACCCACCGCCACGAUGAUUCCUCUUCAAUAUCUUCCGUUAUCAGAGCUUACUGUCUUGCUCCCUUUCAUUUGCACAAAGCCUAUCUCGUUUUCAAUCAAAUUAAACUACCCACUUUGUUAAACUUUAAUCUCAUGAUCCGUGGUUUUUCCCAGAGUACCCAACCCAUUGAAGCUAUUAAAAUCUAUUACAAAAUGUACUGUUUCCACGGUUUUUCUGGUGAUAAUAUGACUUUUAUUUUUGUUUUCAAGGCCUGUGCUCGAGUUUUAGAUAUUAAAACCGGUCAAAAGUUUCAUGUUCACGCUGUGAAACUAGGGUUUGAUUCCUAUUUAUUCGUUGCAAAUGCGUUGAUUCAUAUGUACUCUAGCUGUGGUGAUUUGGAUUUUGCGAGGAAAGUGUUUGAUACAAUGGGCAAAAGAGAUUUAGUUUCUUGGAAUUCUUUGAUUUGUGGGUACAGUCAAUGCAAAAAGUUCAAGGAAUUGUUGGGUUUGUUUAACGCAAUGCAAGAAGAUAAUGUGAAAGCUGAUGCUGUGACAAUGGUGAAAGUUAUUUUAGCUUGUUGUUAUACGGAUAACAUGGGUUUGGCAGAUUCUAUGGUUAAAUAUAUUGAGGAAAAUUGCAUUCAUGUUGAUGUUUAUUUGGGUAACACUUUGAUAGAUAUGUAUGGAAAACGUGGUUUAGUUAAUUUAGCACGGGAAGUUUUUGAUAGAAUGCCUGAGAGAAAUUUAGUGUCUUGGAAUGCAUUGAUCAAGGGGUACAUAAAAGCAGGGCAAGUUGUUGAAGCAAGGAAGGUUUUUGACAACAUGAAGCAAAGGGAUGUGAUUUCUUGGACUUCCAUGAUUACAGGUUACUCUCAAGUUAACCAAUUUAAAGAUGCAUUGAAGCUUUUCCAAGAUAUGAUGGCUGCUAAGGUUACACCUGAUGAGAUUACAGUGGCUACUGUUCUUUCUACUUGUGCCAACUUGGGUGUUCUUGAUGUUGGACAGGCAGUUCAUGACUAUAUCUGCAAGCAUGGUAUACGAGCCGAUGUUUAUGUUGGAAACUCCUUGAUUGAUAUGUAUUUCAAGUGUGGUGUGGUUAAGAGGGCUUUGGAAGUAUUCCACGAUAUGAAAGAGAAGGAUUCUGUUUCAUGGACUUCAGUUAUCUCAGGACUUGCUGUUAAUGGUUUUGCUGAUUCUGCACUUGAAUAUUUCUCACAGAUGUUGAAAGAUGGUGUUGGCCCAACUCACGGGUGCUUUGUUGGGAUUUUGCUUGCAUGCACUCAUGCUGGAUGGGUAGAUAAAGGGUUGGAAUUUUUUGAAAGUAUGGAAAAAGUUCAUGGACUAACCCCUGAAAUGAAGCAUUAUGGCUGUAUUGUGGAUCUUUUAAGUCGUUCUGGGUAUCUAGAAAGGGCCUACGAGUUCAUUAAGAAAAUGCCUGUACAUCCAGAUGUGGUACUGUGGAGGAUAUUGUUGAGUGCAUGUAAGCUUCAUGGAAAUGUAGUCUUAGCUGAGAUUGCCACAAACAACCUUAUUGAACGGGAUCCUUCUAACAGUGGAAAUUAUGUUCUCUUGUCAAACACUUAUGCAAUCUCAGAUAGAUGGGAUGCUGCUACGAAAAUGAGAGAGUUGAUGGACGGGAACAAUGUGCAGAAGCCUUCUGGUUGGAGCUCCAUUGAAGUAGAUAGAUGACUUGAAUUGUUAUUUACUAAUUUAAUCUUUUAUAGAAUACACAAAAAAUUAACAACUUUUUUUAA